Messenger RNA from Priapulus caudatus, 2751 nucleotides. RefSeq names its product alpha-catulin-like. Gene Ontology annotation, molecular function: cadherin binding; actin filament binding. The transcript is spliced from 16 exons. The record is from RefSeq and is a predicted model, not a curated record. Gene Ontology annotation, biological process: cell adhesion; Rho protein signal transduction. NCBI's taxonomy places the organism in Eukaryota, Metazoa, Priapulida, Priapulimorpha, Priapulimorphida, Priapulidae. The coding region runs from base 7 to 1920 and encodes 637 amino acids.
CCGAAGAUGGCUACGGUAGACGGCAACGGAAUGGAACAACACAAGCCACAUUUUGAAAUUCGGACAAAAUCAAUCGAACAGACGUUAGUUCCCCUUGUGACACAGAUCACCACGCUCGUCAACCACAAGGAGAAGCCGAUCGCGUCAGCGAAAACAUGCCGUGCGAUCGUGCGAGUGGGACAGGCUGCGAGCCUCGCCGUCGAAAGAUUCGUCGCAGUGGGAGAAGCUAUCGCUGACGAGCAUCCUGAGAUCAGACAGGACAUGUACGAAGCCUGCAAGGAAGCUCACAUGUCAGGCUCGGCGAUAGCUAAGCUAACCGACAUGAGGUGGGACGAUCAGAGCAGCCGUGCCGUGGGGCUUGCGGAGAAGGUGGUCAUGAUCAAGGCGGCACGCUCCCUGCUCUCCGCUAUCACACACGUGCUCGUGCUUGCUGACAAAAUCGUCGUCAAACAGCUGCUGCAGGUCCAGGACAAGGUGGCCGGCAGUCUGGACCGGCUAGAGCAGGUGACCAACUUCACCGAGUUUGUGAAUGUCUUCAGCCAGUUCGGUCAGGAGAUGGUUGAGCUGGCACACUUAACGGGUGACAGGCAAAACGAUCUGAAGGAUGAGAAAAGGAGAGCGCAGAUGGGUGUCGCGAGGAGUGUGCUGGAGAAAGGAACCAUGAUGCUGCUAACUUCCUGUAAGACGCUGCGGUCACAGCUGUUGGCCAUGCUGCAGGCUGGAGCCGCGCGGGAGAACGAUUUGCCGAGUUCCGACUUUGAGUCGUUGGCUCUGAAGGUGAAGAAGACUUCGCAGGAGUUUCGAAAGCAGGUGCAGGACACGGCGCUCGAGCAGGCAAACGACGUGUUUGGCUCGAGCACGGAUACAGAGGUCGUCGCGGCGAUGAAGACGGCGGGCGUGGCCGUGACCUUGACAGGGAUUGACGAGCUGACCUUGCAGCUGCUGGAACAUUCCGAGCAGUUACAGGAGCGCCGGCCAUGUGGCGCCGAACAGCGCAGAGGAACGAACUUCAAGAGAGCGCCUCGACCACAGGUGAUCUCGGCCGCUCAGACGCUCUCGACACAUCCGUCGAGCAAGAUAGGUAAGGAGAACCUUGACAUCUUCUGCGACGCGUGGGAGAUGCAGGUCAGUGACACGUCUGUUCUCGUCAAGGAGGUCACCGACGCUUGCUUCGGACGCAUCGCCGCUGAGAAGCAGACCUACAUGUCGCUGCCGCGCCCCGGGAAACAUGGCACGACAGCAAAGUGGCUUCGACCGGCAAGACUUAACGCUGAGGAACAAGCGAAGAUUGCCAAGCUGGGCCUCGAGAUGAAGCUGAUCACGUCUGAGAUGGACGCGGAGACGGAGAAGUGGGAGGAGGCGGAGAACGACGUCGUCAAGCGAGCGAAGAACAUGUCGAGCAUGGCCUUCAGUAUGUACCUGUUCACGCGUGGCGAGGGCCCACUCAAGACCACACAGGACCUCUUCACUCAGGCCGCUUACUUCGCCGAGGAAGCUAACAAGCUGCACAAGUCCGUCAAGGAGUUCUUGUUUCAGGUUCCGAAUGGCCCGCAGAAGUCGGACUUGCAGAUGUACCUUGACAAAGUUCCACCUCUAAUCCAGCAGCUGCUGUUCACUAUCAAGUCGCCCACCAUCGGCAAGGCUGCUACCUUUAACAAGGUGGACAGUGUCAUUCAGGAAACGAAGAACUUGAUGAAUGCCAUAGCUAAGCUGGUGACCACCUGUCUUAUCUGUGCGACCAAGUACAGCAUAGACUAUCGUGGGUCCCCGCACAUGGCACACAGGUGGCGCCAGCAGCCACCGAUGAACGGUAAUGGCGAUGAUGCGAGCACAUCGUCGGACACGAGCGGGAUCCUGCGCAGCGCGUCGGCCCAGAAGAGCCUCAGCAACCUAGCAAGCUACGGCAACAUUGGGCAAUGACCUUCAGCAUGCGGACACACGACCUUCGGCAGUACGAAUUAAGGCAGGCGACCAUCAGCGAGAGAGCACGUGAGACCUUUUACGUGAGCUUCCAUGUAGGAGUAUGUGACCUUGAGGAGUAUGUGACCUUGAGGAUAUUGUGACCUUGACAGCUUAAGUAUGCCGCCGUGCUGGAACAGAAGCACUCCCAUACAGAGAAAGAUACGCCAGUCUGAAGUUGACAAAUAGUGGUUGGAACAUAUAUCUGUGUACGUGUACAUGUUUGUAGGUGUAAUGAGAACAAGUAGUUGGACAUCGUCAUCGUAUAAUGUUGUAGGUAUUCACUGAUGCUGACAUAUUUAAAUUGUUUCAGCUAUUGUAUCCAGUAACAAGUCCAGUUCCAGGUAUCUCCAUUAUAUAUAUAUAUAUAUAUAUAUAUAUAUUAAUGGCUAAUGCAUGUACAUAUUUAGCAGUUCCAUUAAGCAACUACUCAUUAUGAUUAGGGUUCGUAACAAACUUUGGUUCACAGUGGUGCUAUUAAAAAAUCCAGUACAGGUCAGAUUGGUGUCGUGAAUUUGUGUGUCAGCUCUCUUUCAGAAUGUGUCGUCACAUAUUACACGGGGAACCCAGCCUCACGUCUAACGCGUAAACCGGAAUAAGUGUGUUGAAGGGGAAUUCUGUACAAGUGCUUAAUUAUUACAUGAUUAAUAUGCAGCUAUUGUUGUAACGCAUUGAGAAAAGUAACUCAGGAGGGUGUGAGAGUAUGAACAAAUGCAGGAUGUUAAUUGUAAGUAUGUUUAAUCUGUAUAUAGUUUUGCUUUAAUAAAUAACUAAUCGUCGAGAGAAGCACGA